AAAUAGUGAAGUGAUGAGCAAGUCUGAAUUUGUGUGGUCCACGAAUGAGAGUGUGAACAAAAAAGUUGCAGUAUGUCUUCUAUGCAAAUCCAGAGGAUUAGAGAAAGAAAUCAAAAUGGCUGACUCCGACACCUCUGGAUUGAAGAAGCAUCUACUUAAGGAACAUCCCACAGAAUAUGAAGUGACAUAUUUGCAAUCAAAGAGCACGCAGCAGACGGACGAAAUUUCAUUCAGCCAAGAAGAGUUUCAUAAGAAGCUGGUCGAAUGGUUAGCGAAGAAGUACUUGCCCUUCAAUUUCUUCGAUGACGCAUUUACUCAUAACAUUUUUAAAUCUUUAAACCAAGAUACAGUUUUGUAGAAGAGAACUGCUAUGAGGGACAAAGUACUUCAACGGUUUGAAAUUAUGCAGCAAGCAGUGAAGUAAAUUUUAUCCGGAAUAAAAUCAAAACUGUCCUUCACCAUCGACGGCUGGACUUCCAUCGACAACAGAUCCUUUUACGGUAUCACCGUGCACUUCAUUUACGAAAUGUGGACACUACAUUCCAUGGUCCUCGAUUUCAUCCCAUUUGCUGGUAAGCAUUUAGGCAGAGACAUCGUAGAGUUGGUCAUGAAAUGUUUAGAGGACUAUGGACUUUGUGGAAAGGUGCAGAGUAUCACAGUGGACAAUACUGCUGCGAAUACCACCUUGAUGUCCCAGCUUUCACACCUCCUGCAAUCAGUCCACGGGGAAAAUUUUGAUUCCAUUGAUCAGUAUUUUCGAUGCUUUGCUCACAUCCUCAACCUUGGCGUACAGGCAUUACUGGAAGUGAUUGGAGAAGGCGCAAAAGCUGCCGACCUCAACGAUGGAAGAAAUGAUAAUGAUACUGAAGACACCAGUGACGCAGAAGAUGAAGAAGUUGCUAGGGAACAGCUGGUCAUUAACAGGCUAAGGGCUUUCUUUAAAAAAAUCAGAGCAUCUGAACAGCUAACGGAAAAAUUUUAAUUAGUUUGCCACACGUGUGGUCUUGAACACUUGGCAACAAUUUUAGUUGUGUGUACUCGAUGGAACUCAACUUUUGCUAUGAUUAAAGUUGCACUGAGAUUGGAGAAAGCGAUAAAAUUGUUCUGCACCUGCAACAACUACCACCGUUUAAAUCUGGGCGAAGCUGAUUGGAAAAUAUGCUUAGUGUAGAUUAUUUGUUAUUAAAAUCUGCUAUUAACAAUAA
This is a messenger RNA of Belonocnema kinseyi, 1205 nucleotides long. RefSeq lists its product as uncharacterized. The record is from RefSeq and is a predicted model, not a curated record. The transcript is spliced from 3 exons. Gene Ontology annotation, cellular component: nucleus. Lineage: Eukaryota; Metazoa; Arthropoda; Insecta; Hymenoptera; Cynipidae. Bases 527 to 982 code for a protein of 151 amino acids. Gene Ontology annotation, biological process: regulation of transcription by RNA polymerase II.